This is a messenger RNA of Acanthisitta chloris (rifleman), 507 nucleotides long. It is a transcript of the gene DCDC1, whose product is annotated as doublecortin domain containing 1. The record is from RefSeq and is a predicted model, not a curated record. Lineage: Eukaryota; Metazoa; Chordata; Aves; Passeriformes; Acanthisittidae. Gene Ontology annotation, biological process: regulation of mitotic cytokinesis. Gene Ontology annotation, molecular function: microtubule binding.
AUGGUAUCAAGAAGGUCAAGACUUCAAGACUGUUCACAUCAAACAAAAUCAGUUCAGAGCUGUGAUGGAGUAUCAGAACUAGACAGCUACAAAUCAAGCAGUACACACAAUUUCUGUCUUAUAUCACCAUCCAAGAGAAACAGAGCUGAAAGUGUUGCCACAGGUCAACUGAGCUUCUAUGAAACUUUUCAUCCUUUGCACUCUCUUCCCAAAAUGCAUGACUUGUUACCACUACAACUGCUGGAGGAGGACUCUGCAAAGCUGAGCCUGAAGGUGGCUGCACAACGAGUGUCCUUGGCAGGCAGCACUGGAGCUCCAGAACCCAAAGACAUACCCCAUGAUGCUGAGGUUUAUAUUUCAACUGGAGAACCCUUUCUCUGUCCCUUCAAGAAAAUUUCAGACUGUCUGUCAUUAAUGAAGAAAGUCUCUUGGACAGUGAGUGGCCUGGUCCUUCAUAGUGGUGUCAGGCAAAAGGAAACCAAAGUUGUCAUUGUUAACUGCAUGUAG